Molecule: messenger RNA, 3602 nt
Organism: Archocentrus centrarchus (flier cichlid)
Lineage: Eukaryota; Metazoa; Chordata; Actinopteri; Cichliformes; Cichlidae
Gene: sytl4
Product: synaptotagmin-like 4
Exons: 18
Coding region: 300-2450 (716 amino acids)
Biological process (GO): exocytosis; intracellular protein transport
Cellular component (GO): plasma membrane; exocytic vesicle
Molecular function (GO): neurexin family protein binding; small GTPase binding
Source: RefSeq, a predicted model, not a curated record
CACCCAGUCCUCCUGUGGUAAAUAGAGCAAGGGAAAUGCACCUGUCAUGGAAAAAGCGGAGAGAGAGAGGCGCUCCUCAGCGGCAAACUUUACUUAUCUUCCGCCACAAAGUAAACAAGGAGAAGGAGCAAAGGAAGGAGGCUCGGGCAUGGUUAUGGUCGUAGUCACGAAGCAGAGAGCGACUUGCUAGUCGUGUAGCGGCCGGUCUCCUUCGACUUAUAACAACAGGGAUAUCUCAAUGUGAAAGCGACUUGAUUGAGCCAGUUCACCUGCACUAAGCGUUCUUGGAUACAGUCACGAUGCCCGAGGCUGCCGACAUGAUAAACUUUGGCUUCCUGACUGAAUCCGAGCAGGAGCUGAUCCUGCAGGUGCUGCAACGGGACGAGAAGCUGAGGCAGGCUGAGGAGCAGCGUGUGCGGAAGUUGAAGACAGAGCUUCAGGAUGUUAAGAGGAAAGGGGCCAAACGUGCCAAUGAAAGAUACAGUCAGUAUAGUUGUGGCCGAUGCCUGGAGCCUCUAAGCCGACUGACUGUUUUUUCCAGCCAGUGUAAGCUGUGCAAUCACAAUGUGUGUCGCAACUGCCGAACAGUCCUGCCCGAUGGAUCCUGGCUAUGCAACGUGUGUGCCAAAGAAUCUGAUGUCAAGAAAAGGACGGGCGACUGGUUCUAUGAUCAAAGGAUCAAUCGUUUCUUCAUGGCACCCGGGCAUGACCUAGUGAGAAUCUCCCUGAAAAAUAAGUCACCAUUAAAGAAACGUGAGACAGUGGGAGAAGUUCUGUUGAGUAGUCCUAAAAUAAACCCAGAUCCUCCCAAUUCUGCAUCUCUGUCCAUGCAGAAACCUCAAGUGGUUGACAAAAGUCAUUCAAGCAGUAAUUCUGGAUCCAUCACUUCAAGGGAGUCAGUUGAAUCCAAGAAGAAGGAAUUAAAGGUCCACUCAAAGUCGAGUCACAGUGACGCGGAGUCUGCAGAAAAUGCCAGUAUAGCCAGCAUUAAAACUGAGACGGAGUCUGGCCGUGUGACCCCUGAGCAACCAAGGAAAGAGAACAGCUUAGUUCGGAGCAGCCCAGUAGGAUCCAGUAAUUCCAGUAAUUCCAGUCUCACAGUCCCCAUCGCAGCAGAUACUGCCAGCACAGAAACCACCAACACAGAGACCAACACUGCCCCAGAAGUAAAAUCCUACAAUUUAAACCCAGAGCUGGAUGUUGACAGACUCUUCAAGAAGAGCAUCAAACGACCCCCAAAACCUGCAGAGUAUGCAUCAACGCUGGACCUGCGUGAUAAGUGCGACACAUCAGAGGUAUCAGUUGGCAAAAGGAGCCGUUCUGUACCAGGUUUAGAUUUACAGGAAGAUGAAGAAGAGGAGGAUAUCGACAGCUUGGUUAGCUUUCAUAGAAGAACGAUGGACUCAAAUUCCUCCAGCCUGCGCGGUUCAAAGAGCACACUGGGCAGCAUGAUGAGUCUUUACAGUGAAGCUGGAGACUUUGACAGUGUGGAGGUGAAGGGAGACGUUGUCUUCUCUCUAGCCUACGAUGAGCGCAGCCAGAGUCUUCAGGUCUUCGUCAAGGAGUGCCAUGAGCUGGCUUAUGCUGAUGCCUCAAGGAGUCUCUGCAACCCUUACGUCAAAUGUUAUCUACUCCCCGACAAAUCUCGCCAGAGCAAAAAGAAGACCACCACCAAGAGAAACACUAUCAACCCGGUCUACAAUGAAACAUUAAAGUACUCUAUCAGCCACUCUCAGUUGUCUACCCGUUCCCUCUCCAUAUCAGUCUGGCAUCAUGGUCGCCUCAGCCGCAAUGCCUUCCUGGGAGAGGUGGAGAUUCCCCUGGACUGCAGAGACCUCAACUCCCCACAGGAGGAGUGUAUGGCUCUCUUGGCAAAGGCAGCCUCUGUUGUGCCACCUUCAGUUUUUGCUCAGUACAAAGGAGAAUUGAUUAUCUCAUUGAAAUAUAUCACACCUAAAAAGCAAACAGCUGAGAAAACCAAAGACAAAAAAGCUGGGCUGGAGGAAGGAGGAGAGCUGCAUGUCCUAAUAAAGGAGGCAAAGAAUUUGGUGGCAAUGAAGUCAGGAGGCACAUCAGAUAGCUUUGUGAAGGGCUACUUAUUCCCAGCUAAGGCAAAGAGCACAAAGAGGAAGACUGCUGUUGUGAAGAAGAAUCUAAACCCCCACUACAAUGAAACAUUUGUGUAUAAGGAGCUGACUCUGGAGCAGCUGAAGGAGAUGUGUCUGGAGCUGACUGUGUGGGACAAAGAGGCGAUGAACAGCAAUGAAUUCCUAGGAGGUAUCCGCCUCAGUUCUGGAAAAGGCACCGUAAAAAUAGGCAAAGAGGAGAUGGAGUUGGACUCGGUUGGAGAGGAGGUCAGUCUCUGGCAGAAAAUGAUGCAGUACCCAGACUCGUGGGCAGAGGGCACUCUUCCACUGCGUUCCACUAUGGGGAAGAUGAAGGGCAAAUGAGGACAGCACACGCCUGAGACGAGAAGCUGUGUCCUCUGAGACAAACAUGGGAUUGUGGAUUAAUUUUGUUUUCUCAGGCUUGUCACAGCAGAACAGGCCGGCCUGUUGAAGUGAGCAGUCACCCACUUUGUUGUCCUGACACUUCACAUCUGCUCACACCUGCCCUCCCUGCACGGGGUUCAUCUUUAACACAGCCCCCAAACUGCAGAUGGGUGUUAACCUUUGAAAAUGUGCCAAAGCAUCACCACAGCAAAUUUAUUUUAACACAUUCCCCUUAUUUUUUUGUUGUUUUUUAUUCAGGCUGUAUAUUUUGUAUCUAUUCAAAAUUGUGCACAGCACUAGGCACUCUUAAUUUCUCACAGUUUUCUUUAUUUGUGUAGAGUAGUAUACUGGUGUGGGAAAACAAUUUGCUACAAAGUGGUUAUGCAAAAUUUCAGGUAUUGCAUCUAACAAGUUCUGCUUUAUUUAAUCCAUACAGUGCAUUUUACAUUACUAUUUUUAUAUUUAUAUAACUUGCAUGAGAAGUUUUUAAUAAAGAUGAUAGUCUAUUUUAAUGUAGAUUUUAUCUUUGAUCACACUCCAUUUACCUCAAUGCUCUCUUCACCAAAUAAAAAUAAGCUAAACUCAAAAAUAUUUGGCUGUCUCCACUUUGCAUCAUGCCUGAGAUAAAAGACAGACGGCAUGAAAAUGAACUGAAAUUUCUUAAAGAUGGUAAAAGUAUAACUUUCAGAGGAGAAAAGCUCUUAUAACCUUUAGAACACAAUUAUGAGUAUCUUUAUCAGAUUUGACUUGUGAUGCUAUACAUGCAAUUUUUAUAAUGCAUCAUAAACUGGAUAGAUGCAUUUCAGUAUGGAGUGGUGAAACUUGCUUUUAGAAGAACUUCAGUUACAUCUAAUAUGAAUCCAGCUGGAAAUUAUUUAAUAACAAAAAAAGAGAAUUCAUAUAAACAAGUGAGUAUCUGCAUUUGAUUUUUUAUGCACACGUUGUAUUUGCUGGUGUCUCUUACCUCUAAUCUUAUAUGCUAGAUUUUCUGUCAAACGCUUUCAGCCCUCAGCACCUGUUUGGCUGAUUUAAUUCAGAGCAAACAGCACUGACACUUCAGUAUUGUUGUAAUCACAUUUGAACACAAGGAACCGCCACCCUCACCCCCCC